This is a messenger RNA of Photinus pyralis (common eastern firefly), 6388 nucleotides long. RefSeq names its product voltage-dependent calcium channel type D subunit alpha-1 (gene Ca-alpha1D). Lineage: Eukaryota; Metazoa; Arthropoda; Insecta; Coleoptera; Lampyridae. Gene Ontology annotation, molecular function: high voltage-gated calcium channel activity. Gene Ontology annotation, cellular component: membrane; voltage-gated calcium channel complex. Gene Ontology annotation, biological process: calcium ion import across plasma membrane. The record is from RefSeq and is a predicted model, not a curated record.
CACUGAAAUGAGCGCCGAGACGCUCGUUGUCGCACCGUCGAGUUUGUUAGCCGCCGAACUCGCAAAAUAUAAUGCGGGGUGAGGCUUUAAAAUAUAUUACGCUAAAGUAAAAAUGUAAAAGUGAUUUAGCGAUCGCCUAUAUUUGUAACAUUCUAAUAUUGUGUCUAUUGUAAUGUCAGUGAUUCAGCUAUGGAGAUCGACUGUGCUUUAACUUCUCACAGAAAUAACCAAAGAAUUGUUUAUUAUGGAUCAGUCUGUCGUAUGCUCCGGACUGCAGUAUGAGCUUCCAGAAUCUGACAAAAAUCAUUUGUGGUCUGUGCAACCUGCUUAUGCGGGAUGCGCAUGGCAAAGUACGCUUAGUGCGACAGCGACCGCGAUGAGUACUGUGGGGGCAGGGGGUGCCAACCCGGCACAGGCGGGGGCCCGCACGCCUAGUGCCCCCAAGCGGCCGAUAAGACGUGGAAAACCACCCCCAGAUAGGCCACAACGUGCCCUCUUCUGCCUGUCGCUCAAAAACCCCGUCAGAAAGCUCUGCAUUGACGUUGUUGAGUGGAAACCGUUUGAGUACCUAAUUUUACUUACAAUAUUUGCCAACUGUGUUGCCUUAGCUGUGUACACUCCCUUUCCCUGUGGCGAUUCUAACUCUACAAACGCGUAUUUGGAAAAGAUCGAAUAUGUAUUUUUAGUAAUUUUCACAAUUGAAUGUGUUAUGAAAGUAAUAGCGUAUGGUUUUAUAAUGCACGCAGGUGCUUAUUUGAGAAAUGGAUGGAACUUGUUAGAUUUUACUAUAGUGGUAAUAGGAACAAUAAGUACAGUUUUACAACAUCUUACAAAAGACACUUUUGAUGUAAAAGCCUUAAGGGCUUUUCGCGUUUUACGACCUUUGAGGCUCGUUUCAGGUGUUCCAAGUCUACAAGUUGUGUUAAAUUCGAUACUUCGUGCCAUGGUGCCUUUAUUACACAUUGCUUUGUUGGUAUUGUUCGUUAUAAUUAUAUAUGCAAUUAUUGGGUUAGAACUAUUCUCAGGGGAAAUGCAUAGGACGUGUUUUAAUAACGAAACAAAAAGUAUGAUGGAUGAUCCAUCACCAUGUGGCGAUGGAUAUAACUGUACAGAAUUAACAGGAACGUGGUACUGUGAUUAUUAUUUUGAUGGUCCGCAUAAUGGAAUUACGAUAUUUGACAACUUUGGACUUUCUAUGUUAACCGUUUUUCAAUGUAUCACGUUAGAAGGCUGGACCGAAGUGCUUUAUUACAUUCAAGAUGCUAUGGGAAGAACGUGGCAAUGGAUAUAUUUUGUAUCCAUGGUGAUUUUAGGAGCGUUUUUUGUUAUGAACUUAAUUCUUGGUGUAUUAAGCGGAGAGUUUUCCAAAGAAAGAGAGAAAGCAAAAGCGAGAGGCGAUUUUCACAAACUUAGGGAAAAACAACAGUUUGAUGAAGAUCUUAAAGGUUAUUUAGAUUGGAUAACACAAGCUGAAGAUAUUGAACCUGAAAGAGAAGAUCAAAUUAAUCAGGAUAUUAAAGUCAAAGUCAAUAAUGAAAUGGAGUCAACAGAUCAGUUAGGAGAAGAAGUAGAAGUUCAACAGGAAUCUCGAUUUAGAAAACGUAAAAAAGAUUUUGAACGUAUAAAUCGCAGAAUGAGACGAGCGUGUCGAAAAGCUGUUAAAUCUCAAGCAUUUUAUUGGUUGAUUAUCGUUUUAGUGUUUUUAAAUACCCUCGUUUUAGCCACAGAACAUUACAAGCAACCGGAUUGGUUGGAUGAAUUUCAAGAAAAAACAAACAUGUUUUUCAUAGCGCUUUUUACUUUAGAAAUGUUGUUGAAAAUGUAUAGCCUCGGUUUUCAGGGCUAUUUCGUUUCAUUAUUUAAUCGAUUUGAUUGUUUCGUUGUUAUUGGUAGUAUUACUGAAACUAUCUUGACCAAAACUGAAGUUAUGCCUCCACUUGGCAUUUCCGUUUUACGAUGUGUUCGGUUACUUAGGGUUUUUAAAGUAACAAAAUAUUGGCGAUCGUUAUCAAAUUUAGUAGCGUCUUUGUUAAAUUCCAUACAAUCUAUUGCGUCACUUUUACUUUUGUUGUUUCUUUUCAUUGUUAUAUUUGCAUUACUGGGGAUGCAAGUGUUUGGGGGAAGAUUUAAUUUUAACGUUAAUAAGGACAAGCCCAGGCACAACUUUGACAGCUUUUGGCAAAGCUUGUUAACUGUCUUUCAGAUAUUAACCGGUGAAGACUGGAAUGUUGUUAUGUAUGAUGGUAUACAAGCUUAUGGUGGAGUUAAAACGAUAGGAGCAUUAGCUUGUAUAUAUUUCAUAAUCUUAUUUAUUUGCGGUAAUUAUAUAUUGUUAAACGUUUUCUUGGCUAUUGCUGUUGAUAAUUUAGCUGACGCUGAAUCGCUCACAGCCAUCGAAAAAGAGGAAGAAGAAGAAGAGGCAGAAAAAAAUAAAUCUAAAAGUCCCACUCCGGCUCAGGAGGACCUUGAUAUGGACGAGCGUAGUAUAGACGAGGAGGAAAUGGAAGACGGUCAAAUGUAUGAUUCGGAAAGAUCGGAAAGAGACGAAGAAACAGAAUCGCGCGAUAAGCGACAGAAUGACGAAGAUGAAGUUGAUGAGGAAGAAGAUGAUGAGGAAGGGUACGCGGAGGAAGAGGAAGAACAGGCAGACAGCCAGGAUUUGGAGAAUGACGAAGGCGAAGUAACUGCCAGACCUAGGCGUAUGUCCGAAAUGAAAUCCAGUUCUAAGAAGUUACCAAUACCUCCAGCGACGUCAUUCUUCAUUUUCUCUCCUACAAACAGGUUUCGCAUAUUCUGCCACUGGCUCUGCAAUCAUUCCUGGUUUGGUAAUAUUAUACUAGCCUGUAUUUUAAUAUCAUCGGCCUUACUAGUGAUGGAAGAUCCAUUGCAAUCCAGCACUGAGACGACUUUAGGAAGGGCACUUCAAUAUUCAGAUUACUUCUUUACCGCUAUAUUUGUAUUGGAAUUAAUGCUCAAAACUAUCGCGUACGGAUGUAUUUUACACGAGGGAGCUUUCUUCAGAUCUGCCUUCAACGUUUUGGAUUUGGUAGUAGUAUGUGUGUCAUUGGUAUCUAUUAUCCAAAGAGAUGGGCUAUCUGUCGUUAAGAUACUCAGAGUGCUGCGUGUGUUACGACCGUUGCGGGCAAUUAAUAGAGCUAAGGGACUUAAGCGUGUAGUCCAGUGUGUGAUAGUUGCGGUAAAGACCAUCGGCAACAUUGUAUUGGUCACCUGCCUCCUUGAGUUCAUGUUUGCGGUAAUAGGAGUCCAGUUGUUCAAGGGGAAAUUUUAUAAAUGCACUGAUGAUUCCAAGCUAACCCUUGCGGAUUGCAAAGGAACUUACAUUGUUUACGAAGAAGGAAACAUUGACGCUCCGCAAAUAAAAGAGCGUGAGUGGGAACCAGAAAAAUUCCAUUUUGACAAUGUGGCAAAAGCUAUGUUGACAUUAUUCACUGUUUCAACAUUUGAAGGGUGGCCAAAUCUUCUUUACGUCUCCAUUGACUCCAAAGACGAAAACUUUGGAAGAAUUCACAAUUACCGCCCAAUUGUUGCUAUAUAUUAUAUAGUUUAUAUAAUUAUAAUUGCGUUCUUCAUGGUUAAUAUAUUCGUUGGUUUUGUUAUUGUUACAUUCCAAAAUGAAGGUGAACAAGAAUACAAGUGCUAUCUAGAAAAGAAUCAAAGAAACUGUAUAGAAUUUGCUCUAAAAGCGAAGCCAGUUCGAAGAUACAUUCCCAAGCAUCGCAUUCAAUACAAAGUGUGGUGGUUCGUAACGUCAAGACCGUUCGAGUAUACUAUUUUUGUCCUUAUAUUAAUUAACACAAUAACGUUAGCCAUGAAGUUUCACAGACAACCAGAUUUUUAUUCCACCGCCCUAGAUAUCCUUAAUAUGAUUUUUACGUCGGCAUUUGCGUUGGAAUUUGUGUUUAAAUUAGCCGCGUUUCGGUUUAAGAAUUAUUUUGGUGACGCUUGGAACGUUUUUGAUUUUAUCAUUGUUCUUGGAAGUUUUAUUGACAUUAUAUAUUCAGAAGUUAAAGUAAGUGAUUGUAGAAAAUGUCCUGGUUCGUUAACAGUUGCUUACACUGGAUCUGGUUUGAUUUCAAUAAAUUUUUUUCGGUUAUUUCGGGUAAUGCGACUUGUAAAGUUGUUAAGUAGAGGAGAAGGCAUCAGAACACUACUAUGGACUUUCCUGAAAUCAUUUCAGGCAUUGCCUUAUGUUGCCUUGCUGAUUGUAAUGUUGUUUUUUAUAUACGCUGUGAUUGGAAUGCAGAUGUUUGGGAAAAUCGAUCGCAAUGGUGACGGUGAAAUAAAUCGGAACAAUAACUUUUCCACGUUUUUUCAAGCUUUGUUGGUCUUAUUUCGAUCAGCAACAGGCGAAGCGUGGCAAGAAAUAAUGAUGUCUUGUGCAGCUACGGACAAAGUUAAAUGCGACCCCGUCGUGAGAAAUGACACUAAAAAUGACACUACUUGUGGCUUCGAUAUUGCCUACCCGUAUUUUAUUUCUUUUUAUGUGUUGUGUUCGUUUUUGAUUAUAAAUUUGUUCGUGGCCGUUAUCAUGGAUAAUUUUGAUUAUUUAACUCGAGAUUGGUCCAUACUCGGCCCACAUCACUUAGAAGAGUUUAUAAGGCUGUGGAGCGAAUACGAUCCUGAUGCCAAAGGCAGAAUAAAACACUUGGACGUUGUUACUCUUUUAAGAAAGAUCUCUCCUCCUCUUGGUUUUGGUAAACUAUGUCCACAUCGGGUAGCUUGCAAACGUUUAGUUUCUAUGAACAUGCCGUUAAAUAGUGACGGGACUGUAUUAUUUAAUGCAACUCUAUUUGCUGUAGUACGUACAUCUCUGCGAAUUAAGACUGAAGGAAACAUAGAUGACGCAAAUGCAGAGCUACGAUCCGUUAUUAAAAAAAUUUGGAAACGUACAAGUCCAAAGUUGUUGGAUCAGGUGGUUCCUCCCCCUGGAGUUGAAGAUGAAGUUACAGUCGGAAAGUUCUACGCAACUUUUCUCAUUCAAGAUUACUUCAGAAGAUUUAAAAAGCGCAAAGAGCAAGAGAUGAAAGAUCAAGGGGAUAAAGAGUCUCAUAACACAGUUACCCUACAAGCGGGUUUACGAACAUUACAUGAAGCGGGACCUGAACUCAAGCGUGCUAUUUCCGGAAAUUUAGAUGAACUAAUAGAUGACAAUCCCGAACCUAUGCAUAGACGAAAUCAUUCUUUGUUUGGUAGCGUGUGGUCGUCAAUGCGAAGAGGACACAGUUUUAACAGAACGAAAUCUCUAAAAGUUGCGUCAACACAGAUCAAAAUAUCACCAGCUUCGAGCGGGGAUUUUCUUCCAUAUAAUUCAAUUCAAAAGGGAAUAACUGAGGGGAUGAAUCACAUUACGCCAAUUGUAAAAAAUGCCGUAUUUCAAAACAGAGCAAGCGUAACGUCGUUGCACAAUCAAGAAGGAUUAAAAGACGAAGAGUCCAUUCCGCUCAGGUCGCUUAGUAACGUUUUUACUAACGACGCCGAUAAAAAGAGUUUUGAAGUUAUCGGUCUGCAGGAUGACCACACUGAGUUGUUGCCACCGACGCCACCACCGCGCCGCGUACGGCUGGGUCUAGGGGGCGGUUGCAUGACGGCCUCGCCAUCGCCUGUGCAACACGCACCCAGCUUUAGUCGUAUCGCAAGUGGCCUGAAACUCGCACAAGCACAAGCUAUGGCAGUUGCAGGCUUCUUGCCGGAGCCAAACGACUGGCCUAGCUCGCUGCAACCCUUGGAAGCGGAUGGAAAUUCCCGCCAUGCACGUUGCUAUCUUCUUAAUCACAGGGCUUCCUUCCACGGCCGAGCGCCGCACAGCGAACCAAAUGGACACGCGGGUCCCGAACGCCUUUCACAUUCCUUACCUGGAAGUCCCGCUGAUCGAAGACCGACACCUUUUGAGGUAGUGGGUUCUGCAGAAAGUUUGGUAGGUAGAGUACUAGCGGAACAAGGUUUGGGCAAAUACUGUGAUCCCGACUUUGUGCGAUACACGUCAAAGGAAAUGCAAGAAGCUCUCGACAUGACACAAGAAGAAAUGGAUCGCGCGGCUCAUCAUCUCUUACAGCAAGAACGGCGAAUAAAUGUACAAACGUUGGACGCUUUACAAUCGCAGUUAUAGCAAAUUGCGACGUGUCAUCCCUAAGUGGUCCCUCCCUUUUCCCUCGACCUAACAACCAAGUGCCUAAUUCACUCUGGUCCAAAGAAGACUAAGUAAAUAAUUUUGUGUAGUUUUUUAACCUGGAAUUUAUUUGAAGGAUUGUUUUUCCAGUUAGAAGUCCAAUUGUACAGGGUGUGAGAACAAAUACAAAAAUGCAAUUUUGUAAUAUCAAAUGUGUCAAAACUAUUACUUACAAAAUAAAAUAAUCGUACAUUUCAUUUA